AUGGUACAGCAAGAGCAGGGACCGAGUUUGCUGAUCAUUGGCGCGGGUACAUUCGGCACAUCACUUGCCGUGCACGCGUCGAAAGCCUACAGCGAUGCAUCGAAAAUCACUAUAGUUGACCGCUGGUCACCAGAUGGACGUGUGCAGGACAAGAAUGCCGCAGCAAUCGACAUCAACCGCAUUAUCCGUACCGAUUAUACCUCACCUUUGUACUGCAACCUCGCCAAUGAAGCUAUCCAUUUCUGGUUCUGGGGCAUGGAGGUGCAGGGACAUUUCCACAAAGCAGGUUGGACAGUCUUUGACGGACCAGACCAGAGUGAAGAGUUCAGAUCAGGCGUGCGCAAAACAUUCGAAGAGAGAGGAUCGAAUGUAAUCAAGGAAGUCAAUGCGAAAGACUUGAUCAAGGAGCAUGAUGUUCUGAGCGGACUCGACAGUAACAAGCUCGGGAAAGGUUACUUCAACCCUGAAGCGGGCUGGGUCGAUGCGGCAAGCGCAACCAAGGCAUACUUAAGGAUCGCGGAAAGUCGGGGCGUCAAGCGAAUCACAGGCGAAGUCGAAGAGCUACUACUUCGAGACGAUGGCAAGGGGCUAGCUGGUGCGAGGCUGCAGGACGGAACAAUAUUAAAAGUAGAUCAGGUUGUCAUUGCAGCUGGUGCCUGGACGAGCAGCUUGCUGUCGCCACUCGAGGACAGACUCAAGAUCGCGGCCGUUGAUCAAGUCGAACGCCAAGUCACAGCAGUCGGACGACUGUCAGCAUACUACGAUCUCGGUGAGGAAGAAACAAGACAUAUGAUGGAUACCAAGCUACCCAUCGUGGUAUUCGGUGGCGAGGUCGACAUCAUCCCACCUUACCACCACUUACCUUCCCUCAAGGUCAAUGACAUUAAGACUGAGUUCACCAACACUGUUACAACUGCAUCCGGCCGUCGAAUCACCGCGCCAAGUAAGAGAAACCAGAUGGAAGUCCCCGUGAAGCUCGUUCAGGAAAGCGAAAAAGUCAUCAAGAACAACAUGCCGGAGUGGACUAAGAACCGAAGCCCGGACCGGUGGCGCAUGUGCUACGACGCGGUCACACCGACUGAAGACUGGGUGCUGUCACGGCACCCUGAUGGCCGAUUGGGCAACAUGUACGUUGCGGUCGGCGGUAGCUUCCACUCGUAUAAGUUUAUGCCAAACGCAGGAAAGUACCUAUUGAAUGUACUGAAUGGAGAGAGCAACGGCGACGAGAAGGAUCGAGCGUGGAAGUGGAAGAGCGAAAAAGAGCUGAAGCAAAGAGGAGCGAAAGAAUUCGGCAACAGCCCCCGCAAUGUCAAUAGAAGGGAGUUGAGAGACUUCGAGGAGGAGAAGGCGAAAUUGUGA
Didymella exigua CBS 183.55 is the source of this 1359-nucleotide messenger RNA. Its product is annotated as fructosyl amino acid oxidase. Lineage: Eukaryota; Fungi; Ascomycota; Dothideomycetes; Pleosporales; Didymellaceae. The transcript has a single exon. The record is from RefSeq and is a predicted model, not a curated record. Gene Ontology annotation, molecular function: sarcosine oxidase activity; flavin adenine dinucleotide binding; saccharopine oxidase activity. The coding region runs from base 1 to 1359 and encodes 452 amino acids.